AUGAAAAUGAGAAGCCUUCUACUUGGUCUUUUAUUUUUGAUUCGUUUCUCUCCAUUAUUUGCCGACACAUUUAGCCCUUCUUUGAGCGACGAUGUUCUGGGCUUGAUUGUCUUCAAGUCUGAUAUUAAAGAUCCCGCUGACAAAUUACGUUCUUGGAUCGAAGAUGACGCCAGCGCGUGUUAUUGGACUGGGGUAACCUGUAACAGUAAAUCCAGUAGAGUCUCUCAACUCAAUCUCACAGACUUUGGCCUCUCUGGAAAAUUAGGCAGAGGGCUCCUAAAACUGAAGUUUCUUUCAAAACUUCUCCUCUCGAGAAAUAAUUUUACCGGUAGUUUGAGCCCCAACUUUUCUGAGCUUUCUAAUUUGACGGUUUUGGAUUUGAGUGAAAAUGGCUUUUCCGGGUCUAUUCCAGAUGAGCUGUUCGAGCAAUGUGGGACUUUGAGAUCUAUUUCCUUGGCCAGAAACAAGCUAUCGGGCCCUAUUCCGGUGACUUUAGCCUAUUGCUCGUCUCUUGUUUCUGUCGAUUUCUCGGGCAAUCAAUUUUCCGGGUCUGUGCCUUUGGGUCUUUGGUCAUUAUCUGGGCUCAGGUCACUCGAUUUGUCUGACAACAUGCUGGAGGGCGAGAUCCCUGAGGGCAUUCACAGUUUGAAAUACUUGAGGGCUUUAAGUUUGAGAAACAAUAGGCUUAGCGGUAAGGUGCCUGAUGGAAUCGGGAAUUGUUUGUUGUUGAGGUCAAUUGAUUUGAGCUUCAAUUCGUUUUCUGGAGGGAUUCCUAGCAAUUUGCAGAAGCUUUCUUUCUGCAGAGUCUUAGUUUUAGGUGGAAAUGGUUUUACAGGAAAUGUGCCCAAAUGGAUAGGGGAAAUGAGAAGCCUUGAGGCACUCGAUCUCUCCAAAAAUAACUUUAGCGGCCAAGUUCCAGAUUCUUUCGGAAAGCUGAGAUCUUUGAAGUUUUUAAAUGUAUCCAAGAAUGCCCUUAGUGGAAGCUUGCCCGAUUCUCUGAGCAAAUGUGAGAAUCUUUUAACUUUUGAUGUAAGUCACAAUUCCUUGACUGGCAAUUUUCCUUCAUGGGUGUUCAAAAUGGGUCUUCAGCAAGUUGUAUUUUCAGACAACGGAUUAAAUGGGAGCUUUGCAAAUGCUCUGGCUUCGUCGAGUGAAAUUGCGCGCAAACAGCUUUUGUAUUUGGAUGUUUCCCAAAAUAAGCUGUGGAGUGAAAUCCCAUCUGUUGUUGGGGAUUUCAAGAGCUUGCAGUUCUUGAAUAUGGCAAGGAAUUCGUUCACAGGCGGGAUUCCUAAAGCUAUCUGGCAGCUGAAGAGCUUAAAAUAUCUUGAUUUGAGCAAGAAUCAGUUAACGGGCGUCAUUCCAAGGGAGAUCGGACUAAACCUAUCGCUAAUAUCCUUGUCUUUUGCUCACAACCUAAUCACGGGCCCGAUCCCCCCGUCAUUUGCAAACCUCGCCAACCUUCAAACUGUCGACCUCUCAUUCAACAACCUGACAGGGUCUCUACCGAAGGCCCUCGCCAACCUCGGCGCACUCCACUUGUUCGACAUCUCUCACAACCAGCUCCAGGGAGAGCUCCCCUCCAGCCUCUUCUUCAACACCAUCGACCCUUCCUCCAUCUCCGGCAACCCCUCUCUGUGCGGAGCGGCCGCCAACACCAGCUGCCCCAAAGUCCUCCCGAAGCCCAUCGUCCUCAACCCCAACUCCACGGGCCCCGCCAAUCCGAGCAGUGAUAUUCCCCCCACCUUUGCCCGUGGCAAGAAAAUCCUCAGCAUCUCUGCCCUCAUUGCCAUUGGCGCCGCUGCCUCCAUCGUCGUCGGCGUCAUCGCUGUCACUGUCCUCAAUCUCCGCGUGCAAGGCGGCGCCACCCCGCUGCCCCGUGCUGCCAUCGACUUCUCUGGUGAGGGAGGGUACGGGGGGUUCAGCCGAUCUCCGUCCAGUGCCAGCUGUGAGGAGUCGGGGAAGCUUGUCAUGUUCUCCAAGGGGCCUGGGCUUGCCACUGCUGGUCACGCGCUCCUGAGUAAGGAUCGCGAGCUCGGGCGGGGAGGGUUUGGCGCUGUCUACCGGAGUGCGCUUGGAGAUGGGCGGUGCGUGGCAGUGAAGAGGCUGGCGGUGUCGGGACUCGUCAAGUCUGAGGAAAACUUUGAGCAGGAGGUGAGGAGGCUGGGACGGGCCCGGCACAAAAACCUUGUGGCCCUGGAGGGGUACUACUGGACCCCCUCCCUCCAGCUCUUAAUCUAUGAGUUUGUCUCUGGGGGUAGCCUCUACAAAUGCCUCCACGAGAGCGGGGGGAAGACCCUCUCUUGGGACGAGAGGUUCGGAGCCAUCCUUGGGUCUGCCCGUGGGCUGGCCCACCUGCACCGGAUGGGCAUCAUCCACUACAACAUCAAAUCCAGCAACGUGUUGAUUGAUGAAAGUUCAGGGGAGGCGAAGGUGGCGGACUACGGGCUGGCCAAGCUCCUGCCGAUGCUGGACAGGUAUGUGCUGAGCAGCAAGAUUCAGAGCGCGCUGGGGUACAUGGCCCCCGAGUUUGCAUGCAAGACGGUGAAGAUAACAGACAAGUGUGACGUGUAUGGGUACGGGAUCUUGGUUCUUGAGAUGGUGACAGGUAGUAGGCCGGUUGAGUACAUGGAAGAUGAUGUGGUGCUGCUCUCAGACAUGGUUAGGGGGGCUCUGGAGGAAGGGAGGGUGGAGGAGUGUGUGGAUCCUAGGUUGGGAGGGAAGUUUCCGCCGGAGGAGGCAAUUCCGGUCAUCAAAUUAGGAUUGAUUUGUACGUCUCAGGUGCCGUCCAGCAGGCCGGAGAUGGCGGAGGCUGUCAACAUAUUGGAGCUUAUUAGGUGUCCCUCCGAAAACAAUGAUUCGUUGGGCUAA
Molecule: messenger RNA, 2868 nt
Organism: Striga hermonthica
Lineage: Eukaryota; Viridiplantae; Streptophyta; Magnoliopsida; Lamiales; Orobanchaceae
Source: the annotation of a GenBank genome assembly